AUGAGGACCGUGCAACGCAAGGUGUCCUCGCCAUCGCAGUGUUCGUACGACUAUGAGAACGAAGACGGAUCCGAAAAGGUUGUCCGGUCAGGAUUAACGGCGGACGGUUCCAUUUCGCAGCGUAGCACUAUCGACAAUGGUGUUGGCGAUGUGUACGAAGACCUCUUCCUUCUCCAGGAAAUUGCAUUCGACCUGCCCGAAAUAGAAGGUAGCUUGUUGAGUGUAAUCUCCAACGUGAAGCAUUGCAACUCGUAUACAUUCCCAGCAUGGUUUCUUAAGUUCUUCACGGCAUCAUUCCACUACCUGCUGAUUGCCGGAUUCGUCUUCAUCAUCGGUUUGAUAGCCGGAAUUUUUGUGUCUUCCCCUACUGGGAUAUCUGGCAGUUUUGUGUGGCAUUCCAGUGCGAAGGCGCCAUCCGCUCCCCAAUCAAAGCUGUUCGUUUAUCACAAUGCUGGCACUCAAUCUUUGUCAGUUGAGGGAACGCUAUAUCUAUCGCAUCAUCUGUUGAAUCCUACGCCUUUCACUGCGUCGUUUUCUUCAUUGGUCUCCGUGCUCUACUUGCCCCAGGAUUUAUCUAUCGUCCGAGGGACCGAUGAUUGCCGUAAUGAAACUGUCUGGAAGAAAAUUGGCAAUUCCGGCUCCACGUUGCUCAAAUUCCCCAAUUUAAAGAUUUUUCAGGGAUCGAGCACCGUGCAAAAUCAGCGCGUGUUUCCGGGGAGAUCGGUUUCCGACGUUUAUGGCAACCUUCCUGCCGCGGGUGAAGCUGGCGCUCGUGCCGUUGACGAGGGCAACCUUGUAACGGUUUCCGACGUGAAGCAGGUUUCAAAAAAAGAUAGAGGCGAUGACAUUCAAGUUGCGGACAGCUCGAUGUUUGAUCUGUUCAGGUCGUACCUGAUGCUUGGCAACAGGCUGCAUGUGGUUGCCAGCGUCCAGUGGGGGCUGAACGAAGUUAGUUACAUGAUCAGUGUCAAGCAGGUGUUAGCUAGGAAUGCUGGCAACUCUGAACUAUUCGACUCGCUGCUUCGAGACUGCCGUAGGGGCGCUAUUUUGUUGCAGAUUGCAUCUGUUGACCAACGUUUCGAGACUAUGUUCUUUGGCGGUGAUAUGCCGCCGCAUCACUUUGCCCCUGUGAGUGUAACUUGCAAGAUGCCAAGGCCGGGGACUGCAGGGCAUGACCUUCGUGCUGCGUGGCGCGGACAGAGUGAUGCGUUUGUAAAGCAAUUCAACAUUUUGCUAAACAUGGACACCGUUUCGGAUAUGCGUUAUCCGUUGCGCCCUUCAAGGACAGAGAGCAACACCGCCUAG
Molecule: messenger RNA, 1305 nt
Organism: Babesia ovata
Lineage: Eukaryota; Apicomplexa; Aconoidasida; Piroplasmida; Babesiidae
Product: adenylate cyclase
Exons: 2
Coding region: 1-1305 (434 amino acids)
Source: RefSeq, a predicted model, not a curated record